Messenger RNA from Acaulospora colombiana, 1380 nucleotides. Lineage: Eukaryota; Fungi; Glomeromycota; Glomeromycetes; Diversisporales; Acaulosporaceae. The record is from the annotation of a GenBank genome assembly.
UCGACUAAAUCAAUGUCAUCAUAUCCCGGCGGAUACCCUAGUGGCGAUAUUGCGUGGGUCCUAACAUCAUCUGCUCUCGUAUGGCUUAUGAUCCCCGGAGUCGGUUAUUUCUACAGUGGUAUGGCUAGAAGCAAAAAUGCUUUGUCGCUCAUUAUGCUUAGCGUGAUUUCCAUCGCUGUUGUAUCUUUUCAGUGGUGGUUAUGGGGAUUUAGUUUAACGUUUGGCCCAGCUCCGAGUAAGCUCAUUGGUAAUUUGGACUACAUGUUUUUCCGAAAUGUCGGCAACACUCCAAUGAACGAAACUGAAACACAACCAAUGUCAUCAUCCAGCAAUUUGCCUGUUUCUGUAUUCGCCAUCUUUCAAUGUAUGUUCGCUGCCAUCACUCCCGCCUUGGCCAUCGGCUCUGCUGCAGAACGUGCACGUAUAAUCCCGACAACCGUCUUUAUUUUUGUCUGGUCUACGAUUGUGUAUGACCCCAUCGCCUGUUGGGCGUGGAAUUACAAUGGUUGGUCGAAUUUACUGGGAGGUCUAGAUUUCGCUGGAGGUACCCCCGUACAUAUCUCGUCCGGUGCUGCGGCUCUUGCUUUUUGUCUUGUCGUUGGAAGACGUCAGGGACACGGAACUGACGAAUUUAAACCCCAUAAUGUUGCCAACACUGUAAUUGGAACCGCUUUCCUCUGGUUUGGCUGGUUUGGCUUUAAUGGAGGUUCUGAAUUAGCAGCCAAUAGCCGUGCUGCCACGACUUGUUUUGUGACCAACUUAGCUGCAUCGGUUGGCGGUCUCACUUGGUGUCUAUUUGACUACAGACUUGAAGGGAAAUUAUCAGUCUUAGGUUUCUGUUCUGGCGCCGUUGCUGGCCUCGUCGCCAUUACCCCCGGUUCCGGUUAUGUUGGCACACCAGCUGCUGUUGUGUUCGGAAUGGUUGCCGGUGUCGUAUGCAAUUUGGCUGUAAAAUUAAAGCACAGAUUCAAUUUCGACGAUGCUUUAGAUGUAUUUGCUGUACACGGAAUUGGUGGAUUGUGUGGAAAUAUUCUUACCGGUAUUUUCGCUCAGAAAUCUAUCAUCGCUGCCGAUGGCACAAAUCUCCCUGGAGGCUGGAUAGAAGGACAUUGGCCCCAAGUCGCUUAUCAACUUGCCGACUCUGUCGCCGGAAUGGCGUAUUCUUUCACUGCAACAUACAUUAUCCUUUCUGUUAUGAACUUAAUUCCUGGGCUUACACUUCGUGCAGCUCCGGAAGCCGAAGCCAUCGGUCUUGACGAGACGGAAAUUGGCGAAUUGGCAUAUUACCACGUUGACAGGCUUAUUGCGGUGAACACCAAAACUGAUGAAGAAAGGAUUACGAAGGAGGAAACUGUUCGCCUACAAAAAGAGGUUUCGUAG